CCCAGCUGCAGAGCUAAGUUCAGUCCUCCACACCCUCAAUACCAUUAACACUGGUACUGUGCGGCUGCUGCUUUGAUACGUCGUGAAAGAAAAGUUUAUUCAGGUUAGGAGAAGCUAGUAGCUUAGCUUGUCACCUACCUUCUUUACCGCAAAGCCAAGUAUUGAUUUAAGGACUCCUGGGUUAGCUAUCUUGUUAGCUAGCAUGCUGCUGUCUCAACACAUCAGACAACUCUCGGAUUAACUUGACCUCGUCAUGACAGAAUUAAGAUGUCGGAAAACAGAGACUUUGAUGGGAGAUAAGGAAGAGGAUGAUCACCAAAGUGAGCCUGAGGGGCACCCUACACAUACUAAUGGGCCGGUGAACACAGAGGAUGAGGAGAGUGUGGCCAUUGGUGGGGCAAAUGGCAAACAGCAGAAAGAUGAGGAUGAGGUGAAAGAUGAGGAUGCUCACCACAAACAGGAAGAAUCAAACACACCUGAAGUGUCUGCCAAAAGAUCCAAGGUGUCUUCUGCAUCAGGUUUUUUGCAGCGGCUGGUGAGGGUGUUCUUUGGAUGCCUGGCAGCAGUUGCCUGUGGCAUGCUUUAUGCCGUUUAUCUGUCAACAUAUCAUGACAGGAAGUUCUGGUUUUCGACAAGACAGGAGCUGGAGCGUGAAAUCACCUUCCAAGAAGGCAGCGGGCUCUAUUAUUAUUACUACAAGCACAUGCUGACAGCACCAUCUUUUGAAAGAGGGUUUUAUGAGCUGACACUAGAUAACAAGACUGUUUCAGGUCAGACCAUCAACAUCGUGGAACGUUUGUCUUUGUAUCCAGAGCUCAUCACAAGCUUCAUAUACAGAGUGACAAACAGCCAGGAUUUCGUGGAGCCGAUCUACUUCUAUGUUGGAGCGGUUUUUGGCCUCCAGGCGGUCUAUGUCACCGCCCUGUUUGUGUGUAGCUGGGUGAUGAGCGGCACCUGGGUGGCUGGCAUGUUGGCUGUGGCCUGGUAUGUGAUUAACAGACCAGAUACAACCAGAGUGGACCAUGCCAUCCCUCUGCGGGACAACUGGGCUCUGCCUUACUUCUCUUGCCAGGUGACAGCUUUGACUGGAUUCCUGAGUAAUAACAUCAGCUCUGCCACUGAGAUGUUUUGCUAUCUUACCAUGAGUGCCACCACCUUCACCUUCCUCCUGGUCUGGGAACACAGUCACUAUGUGCUCUUCAUCCAAGGCCUUUGUCUUUUCUUGCUUGACUCUUUUGACCUGGUGCCACCACGUAAGAUGGCAGACAUUCACAAGGUGUACCUCAGCUCCUUGUUCCUGGCCUACUUGUUCCAGUUUCAGAACCCGACCCUGCUCAGCUCGCCUCUGCUCAGCCUCCUGAUUGGCUCAGUGCUCGCGAGGUACUUCCAGCAAAAGAUGAAAAUGGGACCUCUUGUUGCCAGAGUGAUGAAGCUCUUCUUACAUUUCCACCUAGUCUUUACCACAGGGAUCACCUUCAGUUAUUUGGUUAAGAAACUGAUACCUGUAAGUGAGAGUGACUUCAUAUUGAAAUUCCUUGAAGUAAAAUUUGGGCUCAACACAACAACAGACUUUGUCACCAACUUCCUCCUGUGCCAAGAGAGUUUCCAGGCAACCGGUCAGGACUUAUUUCUAAGACUGACGCAGGCCUCUGUCCUUCCCUUCUACUUCCUGGUGCUCGCUGUCUGCCUGCUGUCCACCCUGCAGACCAUUUACAGAAGACUCAGUGGUCAGCCAAUGAAAACCAACCUCAAACUUGAAGAUGGACGAAUAGGAGAGCAGCCAGAGGUCAUCUAUCAUGUUUUUCACACGUUGCUUUUUGGAGGCCUUGUUCUGCUGUUUGAUGGGAUGAAAUAUUUAUGGACCCCGUAUGUGUGCAUGUUUACAGCGUUCGGCGUGUGCUCUCCAGACCUCUGGAUGACUGUGUUUAAAUGGCUCAAACUCAAGUCCAUCCAUCCUGUAGUACUGUCUCUGAUCCUGAGCACUGCGGUUCCUACCAUCAUUGGUUUCAGUUUGUGGAGAGAGUACUGCCCUCGUGUCCUAGCAGAGUUGUCAGAUCUGCAGGAGUUCUACGACCCAGAUACAGUAGAGCUGAUCAGCUGGAUCAGGUCGCAGGCUCCACUGGCGGCUGUCUUUGCCGGCAGCCCUCAGCUGUUAGGAACCGUGAAGUUGUGUUCAGGUUCAGCUGUGACCAGUUUACCGCUUUACUCGGACGUCAGCCUGCUGAGGAGGAGUGAAGAUACUUACCAGGUAUAUGCAAUGAGAUCUGCAGAAGACGUCUACAAGAUUCUGACCUCUCAUAAGACAAACUAUGUGAUCAUCGAGGAGUCAGUUUGUAACGAGCUCAGUAUUAAUAAAGGCUGUAGGAUCAAAGACCUGCUCGACAUCGCCAAUGGACAUGUUGUUUAUGACAAAGGAGAGAUUUACUCUUUCUCCAAGCAUGGAAGAUUCUGCCAGGAGAUAAAGUUGAACUACUCGCCCUACACAAACUACUUCACUCGAGUUUUCUGGAACCGCUCGUACCACGUCUACAAAGUGAACUCUGUCAUCUCCUUUCAGUACUGACAGCAGCCUCUGCCUCCCUCCUGAGACUUUACUGAGCCUGGCUCUGCCCUUCUCCAGUGUUUCACACCUCAUCCACAGUGUAACACAGAGGACUGCAACACGUCGUUGCAGCGUGCGCUCAGAGAAAUGUCUUAUCACUGUUACCUUACACAUCCCGGUGCAGAUGCAAAUUCAAACCAGCUGGGAUCAGCCGAGCACAUUGUACUUGUUUUGGCCUACGUGUCGUUUGUUCAACAUGAAAGGACCCUGCUGAAGUCGAAAUAUGCCAUAUUGAUUCCUGUACUGUAGUUUUACAAGCCACGCGUUGCUGUUACUGUGAUGCAUUUAAUGAAGGAAGAGGUUGAUGUGUGAGGUCUGUGUUCACUUUGUACAGUCGCUGAGAGAAGCUGACGUUUUUUUAGGCUCAUUAUUUUGAGUCCACAAAUCACUUAGUUGAGCUAGCGGCACGGCUCUACUGAUGGCAAUGUCAGCCUGUCUGUUGGUCAGUCAGCAGGUCCACCUCUUUGGUCCAGACUGAAAUAUCUCAAUAACUAAUGGACGGAUCGCCAUUAAAUUAAGCACAGAUGUCAAUGGUGCCCAGAGGUAUAAUCAUGAUAAUUUUGGUGCUCCGUUGACUUUUACUGUAGUGUCGCCAGCGGGUUGGAGAUUCCACUUAAUAUGGGAAAUAUUUCAACAUCUACCAGAUGGAUUGGCAAAAUAUUAGUACAAACAUUCUUGGUUCUCCAAGGCCUUUUCUUCUAGUGCCACCAUGAGGUCAAAUUUUUAUUUUUAUGGCUAUCUGCACGACGAAUGGCAUUCCCAUCAUCCUCAGCUGUACUUCUUGUUUUGCGCUACUUAGCAAAUGUUAGCAUGCUAAUAUGCUAAAACUAAGAUGGUAAGCAUCUGCAAAUGAUCAUUAUUGUAUACCUGUAUGCUGACAUCAAAGCGCUGCCUGAGUACAGCUUCACAGAGCCUCUAGCAUGACUGCAGACUCUCACUCUUACUGUUUUUAAGACCAUUAUUGUGUGAUGAAGAUUAAUGCUGUUAUCUAAACAUAUAAAAACACUUUUCUUUUGAUUCUGAUUUAUAUGGCUCUCUAUCUUGGGAUAGUCAUGGUCUAUUCAGCUUUUUGUUUAUCAUGAUGUCAUUUGUGCCUGACUAAAGAGAAAAGGGUGUCAAGUAUUACAACAAUGGCUACAAUUUAAUAUCCUGAGAUAAUUUGAUAAUUACGUCUUGAUUGGGAGAAAAUAUUUAGAUAUUUGGGCAUAUGAUUAAAUGUUUUUGUGGAAUAUUUAUAUCACGAAAGUUUAAGAUUUAUUCAGAAGAUAAUUAUCACGUUUUCUUCAGAAAAAAUAUCAAGAGUUAUAGAGAAAAAAUAUUGACAAGCAUAACUGUUCUUCCCCUCUGCCACAUACUGCUCUUGUUUCCUCACAGAAGUACUCAUGCAGGAAUGUGUAUGUAUUUUGGUUGCUGCUUUCAUGCGCUUAACCUUAUAGGGAAUAUGUGUCUUUGUGAGCGGCCUUUCGUGUGAUGUUGGUAAGUGUGGGUGAGCAGGUCUCUGCUGUUACAGAGGGCUCUCACCUCAGUUGCAUGAAUGGAAGAUCAGUGUCUGACUGGUUUUAAAUAACCCAGAACAAUAGAAACAACGUCUUAACUUUUAAACUGCUUGUGUCUCUUUCAGCCUUAAGAGUAGUGGAGGCUGGUUCUGAAGCUGCUCCUUUCUGUUGCGUUAUCUUCAUCAUCCUCUUCGUCUGGAUGCCUUAUUUUGAGAUGUGGGAACUGACUGACAUGUCUUUAUCAAUCAGACCUUUAGCUAGAUUUUCCGGCCCCUGGUUGUUACCUCGAAGUAUUUGGUGGUAAAUUCCUCCUGGUGCUAUCAUGCAAGUCUCCCCAAUAACGAUCCCUCUGCAAGAGGCCAUGUAGUGAAUAUUAGGUUUUAUUGGUUGUGGAGAUUAAAAGUGUGUGUAAGUUGAUGAAUAAAAAGCUGAU
This is a messenger RNA of Chelmon rostratus (copperband butterflyfish), 4531 nucleotides long. RefSeq names its product probable C-mannosyltransferase DPY19L4. The transcript has 19 exons. Bases 254 to 2563 code for a protein of 769 amino acids. NCBI's taxonomy places the organism in Eukaryota, Metazoa, Chordata, Actinopteri, Chaetodontiformes, Chaetodontidae. The record is from RefSeq and is a predicted model, not a curated record. Gene Ontology annotation, cellular component: nuclear inner membrane. Gene Ontology annotation, molecular function: mannosyltransferase activity.